Molecule: messenger RNA, 507 nt
Organism: Panicum virgatum (switchgrass)
Lineage: Eukaryota; Viridiplantae; Streptophyta; Magnoliopsida; Poales; Poaceae
Product: secreted RxLR effector protein 161-like
Exons: 1
Coding region: 1-507 (168 amino acids)
Source: RefSeq, a predicted model, not a curated record
AUGGAGCCCAGAUUGAAGCUGUCAAAGAAAAGCACUUCACCGGCGAUCGACGCAACUGAGUACCGCGGCUUGAUCGGGAGUCUGCGGUACCUGAUGAACACAAGGCCGGACAUGGCGUUCGCCGUGGGCUACCUGAGCAGGUUCAUGGAGGACCCAAGGCAGGAGCACAUGGCGGCCAUGAAGCACUUGCUCCGGUACGUGGCCGGCACGAUCGACUACGGCUUGGCGUACACCAGCAACGCCGAGCUCAACCUCGUCGGCUACAGCGACAGUGACAUGGCCGGCGACGUCGACGACCGGAAGAGUACGAGCGGCAUCCUCUACUUCCUCGACGGCAACCCGGUGGCGUGGCAAUCGCAGAAGCAGCGUGUGGUGGCACUGUCGUCGUGCGAAGCUGAGUACAUCGCCGAGGCGGCGGCGGCUUGCCAGGGUGUCUGGCUCCGGCGGCUGCUGCAGGACGUGGUGGGCGCCGGCGUGGCCCCGCCUCAACUCAAGAUGGAUAACUAG